GCGCUUUCCAAUUUGUGUGAAACAGAUGCAUCCGUUUGCUGGAGAAGUGCUGUUUAGUCGUUUCAUUGGGUGGGCAAGCAGGACUUUCGGUCACGUGAAACUGCUUGGGCCAUCAAACCCCCUGUGUACGUUCCGUUGGCUGGCCAGUUCAAUCGUGGAGAGUGGUGCUCAAGCUUCUCUGGCAAAAGUCAGCCGCCUCGACAACACAACUCCUGCUUUGACUCCUCUCCGUAUCCUGACCACUGUUGCUCAUGGUAUCUCGUGCCACAAGCAUGCGUGCUCAGCUUCGGACUGCGCAGAGGGAAAGUACCAAGCUUCGAAACGCAAUUCCCGCCUGAGCUUUGAUAGACCAUGACCAUGACGACCAGCCUUCCAAGUCCAGACCUAUCCCUCAGUGAUACGGCAUCGCAGCCAGAUGAGCAACUAGCCACCAUACCAAAGACCUCCGCGGCAUCUCAACAAUCGAACAACAUGAAGUCGGGUCUUGCAGACGAUGCUGAUGGAUCCCAGCUGGGGACUUCGGACCCAGGAGAGAAUGACAAGGCCAGAAAAUCCACCAUCGAUCCCAAGGCCAAGAUCUCAAGCCUGCUGAAGGACAAGGAGAAAGAAUGGACAGCUGUGGUGGAGAACAGAAAAGGACCGCUUCGAUUGCUUGAUCUGCCCAUGGAUGUCUUGAAGGAGAUUGUGAAAGAGGUUACACAUACAAAUGACUUGACAGCGUUGGCUUUAACUCACUCUGCUCUCCACAACCUUGCUAUACCUCACAUUUACUCCCGCUUCGAUAUUGUGUGGCCGGAUGCCCAUGCUACAACCGAUCCGCGGACAGGAGUAGACGCUCUCACAUAUGGACUUGCUACAUUAUGCAUGGGAGAUGUCUUCACAGACCAUAGCUUGGCACAAUCCUUCACUUGCAUGAAUUGUGGCACACAGAAUAUUGCAGAGUGUAAUCAUGGCCUCAAGGCCGGACAACGGAGAGGAGAACGACGCCUGGGAAACCAAUACCCACAAUUUACAAGGAAAUUCUCGCUAGGUAAUGGUCCAGCCGAUUGGGUUCAUGAGUAUCUUAUUACGAAGGAGAGUGGUAAGAUGCUUGGAACGCUGGUUGCCCUGGCUGUGGCACGGAUGGUCAACCUAGAGACGUUUGUGUGGGAUAUGCCAACUGGGGUGCUCAGAGACGUGUGGCUUGCCCUAUCUUCAUUACAGAAUCGGCAUCCAGAGCAUGAAUGUAGGCUCGAGCGAGUAUGGGUUCGAUGGCAUGAUAAUUCAGAUCCAGCCAAUUUACCUCCGGCGCAAGCCUCGAGUACACCAGCCAGCACCACCCCACAGAUGCUAGCUGGGAGCACAAUGACUUCUAUCGGCUGGACAAUCCCAACUGGCUCUACUUCAAACGCCCAAGGAAAUCCUCACCCCCUCUCCUAUGCUCAGAGCAGGGUAGAGUACCCGACUCUUAGUGUCCUUCCGCCUUUAAGGAGCCUGUCGGUCCUGGAUGUCGAUGAACUAGAUUAUUUGGAUGAAAUGAGUGUUCUCAUUGCAAAAUCAAAAGACCGCCUUCGUGAAUUACGUGUUGGAAUAUCAGCCAAGGCCAUGAAUCGAGAUUUCGUAAUCUCUUGGGAUGGCCCUGAUUUGCAUCAAGUUGACCACAAAGCAUCAUGGCCUGGUGCGAGCACAGUUGGAGAGCGAAGACUCGGCGGAGUUUUGGGCGUGCUCUUGGGCAGGAUGUUUGAUAUUCGCAAGAAACAAAAGCCGAAACCUGAGAGGAAGGAUUGGGACACCACUACAGUUUCUUCUCCUCUCGCCUCGCAACCUCCACAGACGCAAAUUCUCCUUAGCUCAACUCCCACGCAAAGCAGCGAUGUCUUACUAAACCACAUACCUGAAGCUCCCGAGCAUAGUUCCUCUGAAGAGGAUUGGACCGGCAAAGAAAACGCUUCUCUUAACGAAGCGGUUCUGUUGGAUCCUGGUACUACAUUUAACACCGACAGUGAACGUCCGCCAGACGAGUCAGAUGGUGUGAAUCUCAAUCCGCAACCAGAUAUAACUUCCCCCGGGACCGAAGCUGCCCAAUCUCACGUGCAGUUCAUCGCCCAGAGCAUUGCUGAACUACAGCUUGAUGAUAUUUCACAGCACGAGGUUGUUCCAGAACCACCGCUAAGACGCUCGUCAACCCACACUCAAAGACAGUCACAUUUCUCGGAAGCUCAUUCUGUCGAAAGGGAAAGACUGGAUGGCAAGUUAAGGCUCCAAACCUUGGAGCUUGAGAGAGUCCCCUUAUCGGUAUCUGUACUCCAAAAGGCAUUUGACUGGUCGGUCUUGUCAAAUCUGACAAUACUUGAUUGUGCACAACAUGACAGGCUUUGGGUCAUGCUCCGCCGACACUUUCAGCCAUCACCGCUCGGGCCAGUUUCAUCCUCCAAACAUGGAGUGUCGUUGCAAUACCACCUCAAUCUCAAGAAGGUCCAUACGGAUGCAGCAUCUCCUGCUCUUAUCGCAUUUUUGAAAGAAACCUUGGCUCCAAACACCCUCGAGACUCUAUUUCUCCAAGAUCGCAAACGAACGAGUACAACAAGUGUAACUAUUGAUGCCAUAUAUCGUGGACCUCUGAAGCGUCACCGUGCAAGUCUCAAGAGGUUGAUGCUGGACAGCUCUGACAGGAUACCACGAGGGCCUUCAAGUUCUUCAGAUAAUGCACGGUGGAGAAAUUGGAUGCCGACCCGUGAUGUUCUCAACUUCAUCACUAGCGGGCGCAUGAGUAGUCUCCGGGAGCUUAGUAUUGCCAUCGAUUAUAAAGAUUGGCAUCAUUUCCUUCAACGACUCCCGCAAAUCCCUCACCUCCGUUCACUUAACAUCCCAUUCAUCGCAGAUCAUGUAACGCCCGCUUUUGACCCCAAGGAGCUGGUUCUUCAAGUCAUUGAUGUGAUUGUAUUACGGCCUGAGGUGGAGCUUUGUUAUAUGGGCGUCUCGCACAAAUGCUUUGAGAUCCUGGAGAAUCGGCCGCACGAUGAGGCACAUGGUGCGAUGGAUUCACAUCCCAGCGCUGUAAAUGGAGGGCCUGUGACUGAUGAGGAAGACGACGAUGAAGACGAAGAUGGGAGUGAUGACGAUGACGACGAGCAGGGAGAGUCGGACGAUAAUGGGACUGCGAUAGGGGCUCCGGCCGGAAUCGUUGAUCCUGAUGAAACCGACGAUGAAAUCUCGGACCAUGAGGAUUCAGAUACCGAUUCCUUUGACGGCUCUGAAGACGGGAGAUCUAAAGUUCGACUUCGACCCAGAGAGAUUCUCUUUUAUGAUGACAAAGUUGCUAUAUUCAAGGCUCGUCAUGGCAAACUCUAAGCUUAGCCUAGAUAGAUAUAUCUUACACGAAUUUUGACGAUUGAGGUUAUUAGGAAAGGGAGCUUACAUAUUGGUGGGGUUUUUACUUGAGCGCACAGGAGCAUUGCCACGGCGGCAAAAAUAGGAGUGGAUGGGUUUUGCAAAGGAGUUCUGCUAGGAAACAUCCUCCUCAGCGAAUUUGGAAGAUGGGCGGAUACAGAAAAUUCAGCAUUCACUUCGCUCCGAGCCCUUGCAGAAUAAGAACGAUACUUGAUUCGGAGAACGUGAACAAGCUGGAGAUGAGAUAACGCUUGGUGCUGAAUGAUCCAGUGAUUUCAUAGUUGGAAAGCCUUGCUGAUAUCAGAAGCUGAAAAGUUCGUCGGGUCCAAGUGCUCUGAGGCCACAGCCUCGAGAGAUGGACACAAAAUUCGGUUCCCGAAACUCGAUAUCACAUUCUCAUAAGAUCAC
This is a messenger RNA of Hyaloscypha bicolor E, 3777 nucleotides long. RefSeq lists its product as uncharacterized. The coding region runs from base 352 to 3330 and encodes 992 amino acids. NCBI's taxonomy places the organism in Eukaryota, Fungi, Ascomycota, Leotiomycetes, Helotiales, Hyaloscyphaceae. The record is from RefSeq and is a predicted model, not a curated record. The transcript has 4 exons.